Triticum turgidum subsp. durum (durum wheat) is the source of this 1113-nucleotide messenger RNA. NCBI's taxonomy places the organism in Eukaryota, Viridiplantae, Streptophyta, Magnoliopsida, Poales, Poaceae. The record is from the annotation of a GenBank genome assembly.
AUGGACGACUCCGCCCUGUUCAUGAAAUGGGCCAUGGACACGCUGGAGCAGGAGCACCCAGACCUAGUGGUGGCCGUCAACGGCGAGGCAGGCUUCCCCUCGCUUCAGGCGCUCCGUGAGCAGCGUCUCGUCUUCGAAGAGCUGAUUUUGGGACCCAAUCCGGCAAGCAGCGGGACCUCCUGCGAAACCACACACGGCAGCGGAGGUUUUGGUGGUAAUUUCUCGUCCCCGGCGGCCAUGGAGCACGACGUCUGGCCCCCGUCCCCGCCGACCUCGGCCAGGUGCGCUCCAAGACUUUCCGGGAACGGUGGGGUUGCGGGCACCAACCUUCCGGUGACGAGCUGGAAUUUUUGCGCCGCUUCCACGCUGCCGGCCAGUGACAGUGCACUGGACAGCGGCAGCGCAGGGGCCCGGCCUGUCGUCCCGGUCCCGGAGAUGGUGCACGGGUCCCAGCCGACGAGGAGGGCCGCCGUAAGGAGCCCCACCGGUACUGGACCCGUGUCGUCGGGGCCGCCGUACGCGCAAGACCAUAUCAUGGCGGAGCGCAAGCGCCGCGAGAAGAUCAACCAGCGCUUCAUCGAGCUCUCUACCGUCAUCCCCGGCCUCAAGAAGAUGGACAAGGCGACGAUCCUUUCCGACGCGACGAGGCACGCCAAGGAGCUGCAGGAGAAGAUCAAGGCCCUCGAGGCAGCCACCGGCCGCAGCAGCAGGAGCAUCGAAACCGUGGUGCUCGUCAAGAAGCCGCGCCACGCCGACGCCGCCGUCUCAGAUCAGAACCAGAACGGCUCGCCCUCGUCGGCGUCGUUGGGGGCGCCGGCUUCGAGGAACCCACUGCCGGAGAUCGAGGUGCGGUUCUCGGAGACCGGCGUCAUGGUGAGGAUCCUGUGCGAAGACGUCAAGGGGGUGGUGGUGAGGGUGCUGUCGGGGGUGGAGGAGGGGCUCCACCUCACCGUCACCCACGCCAAUGUCAUGCCCUUCACGGCCUGCACUCUCAUCAUAACCAUCACAGCCAAGGUGGAUGAGGGCUUCACCGUUACAGCAGAGGAGAUCGUGGGAAGACUUAACUAUGUGCUGGAAUUGCAUAGCAGCUGCACUUCUACCGAAGAAAAAUGA